GCAGCUGACGGAGCUGUUCAGUUCAGCGUUCGCCGGGCUUCGCCUCCCAGUCAGUCCGCCCCGGCGAAGCCGCCCAGGCACCGCGCUCUUCCCUGUUCCCCGCGCAGCCCGAGGUGCAGACGAAGAGCCGCCGGCGCCCGGGCGCUCGGUCGUCCCUGCCAACUCUCCAGCAGCCCGCGUCGGGCUCGGCCCCCGGGCCCAGGGGUACCAUGGUCUGCAAGACGCUCUUCGCCUUUUGCAUCUUCACCGCAGGUUUGAGGGUCCAGAGUCUGCCUUCAUCAGCCCCCUUGCCUGUCUCUCUUCCUGCAAAAACUACAUCGCCGACGGCCAUCUGGACUAGCUCGCCACAAAACACUACUGCAACCACCGCCUCGCCCACCAGUGGCACACACAGCAACUCAUUACGACCCGUGACAUCGUCGGCCCGAACAUCUCCGCUCCCAAAAGACAAUUCCACAGAGCCGAGAGAGGAGAAGACCACCCAGCAGGCUUCACAUUGGGAAGGCACAAGCAUAGAUCUUUCAUCUCCUGGGGUCUUGACAACCAGCACCGGAGUCCACUCAACAUCCACACCUACAGAACCCAGCUUAAGCCCUUCUGGUGCAAGUGUGUCAUCUACAGGGUCCCAGUCACCAGCUGAGCCUACCACACUCAUCUCCCCUGAAGCACCAGUCUCAUCACCCUCACCUUUAUCAACCUUAUCACCCGAGGGCCCUUCUGCCUCUGUCACCACUGACCAUGGCUUAGCAGUGACCGGCACCAAGCCCCAAGGAACCCUGAGCUCAGCUGUAUCCUCAACAGAAGAGCAUACUUCAGGCCACACACCUACUUCACAUGCUACUACUGAGCUGGCGAUCAAGAAGACAACGGCCCAGGCCACUGUGCCAACCACGGUCAACUGUGAGCUGACAGGCAUUGAGACUACCACUGCCUCUCCAGGGGUGAUCAUGGAGCAAGUCGAACAUGCAUUAAGUUCAGGCAGCAUUGCCGCCAUUACCGUGACCGUCAUCGCUGUGGUGGUGUUGGUGUUUGGAGUUGCAGCGUAUCUGAAGAUCAGGCAUUCCUCCUACGGACGGCUUUUGGAUGACCAUGACUACGGAUCCUGGGGGAACUACAACAACCCUCUCUACGACGACUCCUAACAAAGACCCUUGGCCUUCAUGGAGAAUGAACUGUUCUUUAUUUAUAAGCGCUUCUCCAGUAGAAUUCAUCACGAGUACCUGAUGCGCAUUGAGAGACAAUCUUAAGCCCUGUUUUGUUGGUCUGGUUGUUUUUGAUUCCCUCCCUUCCCUCUGGCUGCCACAGCACCCCCUUCUGUUACAAAAAGAACCAGGGCUUCCAGGUGAGUCCGCGGAGGCUUGCUUGCUUCUGAAAUGGGUCUGCCUGGAGGGGCCAGGCCCCUCCUUCUGGGCCCAAGGGGCUUCGGUCAAGACAGGACCCACUCUGAGAGGGACCGAGGAAGAGGGCCUGGGUUAGGUUUAUUGGAGGGUUGCUUUAAGGGGAGGGUUUUUCUUGUUGUUGUUCAUAGUGGUUCCUUAAACUUUUCUGUAGAAAAUCACAUUAAAUAUCAAUGAGGCAAAAAAA
Molecule: messenger RNA, 1584 nt
Organism: Echinops telfairi (small Madagascar hedgehog)
Lineage: Eukaryota; Metazoa; Chordata; Mammalia; Afrosoricida; Tenrecidae
Gene: PARM1
Product: prostate androgen-regulated mucin-like protein 1
Exons: 4
Coding region: 210-1142 (310 amino acids)
Cellular component (GO): late endosome; Golgi apparatus; plasma membrane
Source: RefSeq, a predicted model, not a curated record